AAAGGGAAAAAAGAAAAUAUAAAGUUACAUUUCAGCGCUUUUGCAAAUAAAAGUCUAAACACGAAAGAACGAAACCAACCCAAAAACCCCUUCCUUCCUUCAUAGCCAUUCCCUCCCUCCAGAUUGAUUUUCUCUCUAUUUCUCUCUGUGUCUGAGGAGUUAAGGUUGAGGUAGAGGAAGAAAGAAGCAGUAAGAAUUGAAUGGAGUCGACGGAGUCAUCUUACGUGUCGUCCCCGGAGGCACCGCGGAAGCGGUCUCCGCCACCGCCUAAAUCGCCUACUGGUUCAGAAUCUUUGGAGAGGCCUACAUACAUUAGGUUUCUUGUAUCAAAUGCUGCAGCUGGUUCUGUUAUUGGAAAGGGUGGGGCAACAAUCACUGAAUUUCAAUCAACAUCUGGAGCACGAAUUCAGCUGUCACGCAAUCAUGAAUUUUUCCCUGGAACAACUGAUAGGAUCAUUAUGAUAUCUGCAACAAUAAAUGAAGUUCUUAAGGCAAUGGAACUUGUUCUUGCUAAGUUGCUGAGUGAGCUUGCUGCUGAAGAAAGCAAUGAUGUGGACCCAAGAACUAAAGUGAGACUAGUUGUUCCAAAUAGUUCUUGUGGCGGCAUAAUUGGGAAGGGAGGAUCUACUAUAAAGUCUUUUAUUGAGGAGUCACAAGCGGGCAUCAAGAUAUCUCCCCAGGAUAAUAAUUAUCUUGGAUUAAAUGACAGGCUGGUAACAGUUACAGGAACUCUUGAUGAACAGAUGCGAGCAAUUGAUCUGAUUCUUUCUAAGUUAGCUGAAGACCCUCAUUACACACAGUCUAUGAAUGCACCAUUUUCUUAUCCAGGUGUUUUCUUCUCGGGUUUUCAUGGUACUCCAUAUACACAUGUGCUUCCUUCUGUUGCAACAGCAUCUUACAAUUUAACGAGCUAUGGACCAAAUGGCGGUGGAGGAAAGUUUCAGAAUAACAAGGAGGACCGAAGUAAUUCGGUAACUAUUGGUGUUUCUGAUGAGCAUAUUGGAUUUGUUGUUGGACGUGGUGGAAGGAAUAUUAUAGAGAUCAGUCAGGCAAGUGGUGCCAGGAUUAAGAUCUCAGAUCGGGGCGAUUUCUUGUCUGGAACAACUGAUAGGAAAGUGACAAUCACCGGGUCCCAGAGGGCAAUCCGGACAGCUGAGUCGAUGAUAAUGCAGAAAGUUUCCUAUGCAUCAGAGAGGGUAGCGGUGGAAUAAUUUCUCCAAGUAAUGCAAUUCAUUCUUUCUGAGAAUCUUUUGGUGGACCUGAUUUGGAGAUUUAUAUACAGUUGGUCAUUUAAAAUGUGUCCACUUACAUGAUAUGAUAAAUUGAUAAAAACAACCGAAAUACUUUUGUAGGGUCGAGAAGGGGGAAAUUUUUGCUUUCCUUAUAGAGUUGUAUGAGAUCAGGACUUGAAAUGUUGGAAGAGAGAGGGCAUUGUAGUUGACCAAAUAGAAUGAUUAGGUUUUGAUUUAUUUAUUUAUACAGUUGUAACUUUGAAAGUAAGCACAGGGUAUUGUUUGGUCUAAUGUUGGUUGAAUUUUUUUUUUUAGAUUGACGUAACACUUUGUGUUAUUCUAAAGGAACAAGUUGUUUUCACCAUUCAUUUACUUCAAUUAUGAUUUUGUGAUGUCUA
Molecule: messenger RNA, 1630 nt
Organism: Humulus lupulus (European hop)
Lineage: Eukaryota; Viridiplantae; Streptophyta; Magnoliopsida; Rosales; Cannabaceae
Product: protein BTR1
Exons: 9
Coding region: 201-1211 (336 amino acids)
Biological process (GO): regulation of gene expression
Cellular component (GO): cytosol; cytoplasm
Molecular function (GO): mRNA binding
Source: RefSeq, a predicted model, not a curated record